UGUUGCAACACGGAGUUCCUGCUCUUUUGAUGAGGAAGUCAACAUGUCGAGUUCGUACAAAAACAGGAUUCAGGAAUUUAACGUGGCCUUAAAAGAGGAGAAGAUCAACCUACAGGCACUUCGUGAACUUUGCUUUAGUGGAAUCCCCUUUGAAGGAGGAAUUCGAGCCUUGUGCUGGAAGAUUCUGUUAAACUAUCUGCCUCCGGAGCAGACAUUAUGGGACUCCUUCUUGAUGAAACAGAGGGAGCUGUACACUCAGUUUCUGAGGGAGAUGAUUAUUCAGCCUGGCAUUGCCAAGGCAAACCUCGGUCUCUCACGGGAGGAUGUCACCCUGGAGGACCAUCCUCUGAAUCCAAACCCUGAGAGUCGGUGGAAUAACUACUUCAAGGACAAUGAGGUGUUGCUGCAGAUCGAUAAAGAUGUCAGACGCCUGUACCCCGACAUGGCCUUCUUCCAGAGGCCCACAGAGUAUCCCUGCCUGCUCAUUCUGGACCCCCAGAAUGAGUACGAGACGCUCCGGCGGCGUGUGGAGCAGACCACCCUGAAAGCUCAGACCGUCGACCGCAACCGCAGCGGAGUGACCAAUGUCAGCUCCCCGGGGAAGGCCCAGAACCUGUACCCGUCUAAUGAGUAUGAAGUGCUUCCCAAUGGCUGCGAAGCACACUGGGAAGUGGUGGAGCGAAUCCUCUUCAUCUACGCCAAGCUGAAUCCAGGCAUCGCCUACGUGCAGGGCAUGAACGAAAUCGUGGGGCCCAUCUACUACACCUUCGCCACAGAUCCCAACUGUCAGUGGAAAGAACAUGCUGAGGCAGACACCUUCUUCUGCUUCACCAACCUGAUGUCGGAGAACAGGGACAACUUCAUCAAGAGCCUGGAUGAUUCUCAGUGUGGGAUCACCUACAAGAUGGAGAGUGUCUACUCUACACUCAAAGAGAGGGAUAUGGAGCUCUACCUCAAACUGCAAGAGCAGAACAUCAAGCCGCAAUACUUCACCUUCCGCUGGCUCACGCUCCUGCUGUCCCAGGAGUUCCUGCUGCCCGAUGUCAUCCGCAUCUGGGACACGCUCUUCUCCGACAAGGACCGCUUCGACUUCCUCAUCCUGGUGUGCUGUGCCAUGCUGAUUCUGAUCCGGGAUCAGCUUCUGGCCGGGGACUUUACAGUGAACAUGAGGUUGCUGCAGGAUUACCCCAUCUCUGAUGUGCACACUAUCCUGAGGAAGGCCAAGGAGCUGCAGGAUGGAGCAUAGCCCUUUGCCCUCUCCUCCUCCCCCGCGGCAUUCUGGGAAAUCACAACUGUCAGCAUGGACAACCGCAGCAGUGACCCUGUGAGGCCGUGAGACCAUACCGCACUGCUGUGCAUUGUGGGAAAAACUCUGUCCACAGGUCUCCUCUCAGCGUUGUCGACCCCCACCCUCUGCAGACGGUAUUCUGUUCAAGCCAUUUCUUUUUGCACUGAAGACUUUGAAAACCAAAAGAGAAACACAAACAUGGUAAAUGCGACAGUACUACAGUAGCUACAGAAACAUUCAAGUAAUAAGUAUAAAACACUCCAUGACUAGUAUUUUUAGUUAGUUUUUUUUUUUUGUGUGUGUUUCUUUGGGUGGGGUUUUUUUUUUUUUUUUUUUGUAAUGCAGUAUUUCUUUUGUAACAGCCUUUAAUCAUGAAAUGAAAGAAUACUGCCUUUUUAUUUAUACAUAAAAAGAACAUGUGGGCAUUUGGUGGACACCAACAUUGCCUCCUCCUUAAUCGAGUGGCAGAUGAAUAUUCCAGACCAUUUAUUGACCUUAACACAUUACAUUACAUUAUUGGCAUUUGGCAGACGCUCUUAUCUAGAGCGACGUACAGUUGAUUAGACUAAGCAGGAGACAAUCCUCCCCUGGAGCAAUGCAGGGUUAGGGGCCUUGCUCAAGGGCCCAACGGCUGUGCGGAUCUUAUUGUGGCUACACCGGGAUUAGAACCACCAACCUUGCGUGUCCCAGUCAUUUAACUUAACCACUAUUCUACAGGCCGCCCCUUUAGUUUAGGGACACUGUCCACUUGGGCAGUGUGUAGAUUGAAUACUACCAAUGCUACCAGUGGGAGGGUCAAGCAGGAUGUUCUGAAAUCAUAUGCUUUACCAAGUAAAGUUAUGAGUCCUCAGAUAUCCAGCCUGCAAACUGUCUGCCAUGGUCUUCAUAGGACGGGGUGGACUUUGAGGAUCUUGAUGGUAUUGUGUAAUUCCUUGUUUUGUUUUUUUUGUCUGUUUUUUAAUCCGUAUUGAUCGGAGCAUGUUGUACUGUUGUCUGAGUGUGUUUGGGGAAAGUGAAUGUCCUAAGUCUUCUUUUUUAUUGUCAGUGACAAAACCAAACUGGGUUUUGGGUCCGUCGUGGCUUUAUAACAUGUAAGCUUUGGGUGUGGCCUAAUAUAUCCCACUGUUGUGGUCUGUUGUAAUUCACUGACAUGUGUACACAUAUGGGUACAGGUGUGACUGUUUAAGCUGAACUCAGAUCUGCAGGACAGUCUGAGGGGCUACCCACAGAGCGUUUAUUAAGACAAGCAUUUUACUAUACUCUGCCAGUCUGUCCUAUUCAUUCUCAUGGACUUACAGAAAGGAGAGGAGUGUGCUUUUGUGUUACUGAAGUUGUACUGUCAUGCAACAAGGUGAAUUACACAGGACCUACUUUCUUUUGAUUUGGCAGGCCUUGAGAUAAGCUCUGAGAUCUUGAAUUUCAUAUUUACUUUCUUGAGUUAAAAAAAAAAAGUAUCGAUAUAAAGCCACAUUGCAUGUCAACACACAGUUGUGCUUCCACCAUGUUUGUUUUUUAUUGUUAUUUUUUAAUGAUCUAUUUACAGAAUUCCUGCCUGUUUAUCAAGGGUUGAUUUGUUUUGGAGCUUGAGAUUUGCCACUAAGAGAAGGUGACUCAUAACUUAUAAAUAACACUUAUAAAUUCUAACUUCUAACACUUAGUUAGUGUCCAGUGUCCAAGUCCAAGUCCAGUCUAUUGGAGACCUAAGGGUUUUGGUGUGUAUGCCACGUAGACACCAGAUGAUGAAGAGCUUUUUUUAAUACAGUAAUAUGACCCUGGCAUUGGCUCAAGUAUAAUUGCACAAUAUUAAUGUAUACCUAUAUUCCCCUGUUGAAUCUUCAGUUACUUUUUCACUGCCCUGGGAGGGAAUUGGAGUGAGGGUGGAAAACGCAUUAAACUGUUAGGUAAUGUCUUUCAGUACUGCGGAUUAUGCACCGAGUAGUUACGAAAGUUGAUUGUGCUCUCUAAAAUAUUCUGCCUUUUUCUCUGUUUUAUAUCUAAGUGUUUUGCUUUUGGAGCCGUUGAAUAAUGAAGGAAUCUUUGAUUGGUGAUACAUGUAUAAGUGGGAGUAUUUGGGUUAGUGUGCCAGAUUUUCUGUUUUGUAACCAUGGAUCUGAUUACUUUGCAGAGCCUUUCACCAUUUAUAGUCUUAACUGAUCAGUUUCUCUUUUUUGUGGUAUGUUGCUAAUAUGGUGGUAGAAAAACCUUCCAAACUACCAAACACACAGACUUACAAAAGAUGUUAAUGGGCUGAAGCGUAUUUCAUAUCAGCACAUUUUUUGGCCUUUGGCCUUUUUGUUCAGUCAGCAUUCUCAGCUUCUUUGUUCAGGUUAAACUUAUAGACAUCUUGUCCUCGGCUGCUCCUUUUGCAGUGGUCAGUUAGUCUCAGCGCAGUAGUGAGCCCCAUAGCCAGCUGAGUCAGGCUGCCACCUGGGCCUGUUUCUCCCUCCAUCUCUUCCACUCUCCUUUCCAUGUCUUCCUCCAAUAUUCUCAUCUUUCCCUUUUCUUCCUCCUCUGCUCCUUCCCCUCACCGGGGCUGACAUCACUGGGGUACAGUGCAGACGAGGCCCCCUGAUGUGGUGGCUUGCCUCAGGCAGGAACACUCCCACACAGUGCGGUCCCCUGCCUCCACGUCUUUAGCUGGCCUUGGACCCCUGCUGCUCCCCUGCACUCUCCUCCUGUCCCCAAAACAUCCCCCCUCUCCAUCAACACUCGUAAACCUCACCCCUAACCUGCAUACCUCUACGAUGUCACAUAGCUGCAGUAGCUAAUAGCUCCUACAACUGCCCAAGUUUGUGUCUACAUUGCUAAGAGUUCCUCAGUUAAAACGGAAUUGUUUGGAUACUUUAAGAAUGUUCUCAGCCAUCCGGGUGAACAAUAAUGUUUUGAUGUGAAAGAAAGUCCUGGUGAGGCUAUAUCAUGUCUAUAUGGGAGAUUAGCACAACAGCUGUAUUUGAUCCUGUGCAGGUUUUGCCUAAUAAGACAUUGUUUCUCUCUUUUAACAACCUACUGAAGCUGUAUUGAUCGUGCCUUGUCAAACUGCGUAUCAGAUGCAUAGCUUGAGCACGUCUAGUUGAUUUUUAAACAGCUAUCUGUACUAUUUGUUGUUUUUAAAACAUUAUUAGUUAUAACAUUGCAUGCAUCAUUUUGAAUUUGUUGCUUUGCACCAUUGUAAUAAUAAUGGUUCUUGUGUUUCCUGGAUUGAUGGCUGUCAUGUCAAAACUAUAUACUUAACGUGGCAAUUGUUUCCUUUUGUUUAGUUUUAUCACAGUAAAUACACCCUGAAAUAAAAAAAUUAGGAAUAAAGGAAAAAUUGCUUCAGCGUUGGUCUCCAUAAUCGUGUUUGUGUUGAUGUGAUUUAUCAUUAUUCUAAUUAUGAAUCCCUCAAAGCAUAUUCAUACUUUAUGCAUUUCAAAUACUAGAACUUUGCCUCUGAAGACCAUUUCAAAUGCAAGUGUGAGACGUGUACAUGCACGGCCCUGUUUUCUUCACUCACCAUUGUUUGUAAUGAUACAUUCUUUUUUUUUCUUUUUUUUUAAUAAAGUUUGAGGUAACCAGUGGCCUUGUAUCGGUGGGAAAAUGGACACGUGGGGUUGGGACGGGUAGAGUGCAUUGGGUGGUAUAAUGACUAGGUAAUACCUCUAAUUAAAAACAUGUGCAUGUGUGUUCGUGUGUUUGUGUGCUUCAUCCAAAGAAGCCUGUUCAGAAGAAUAAAGAAAAAUUGUAGUCCACCCCAACAAGUGCUGCCAGGAAUGUUUUGGACAUUUCAGAAUGUAUUGCAUUGUGGUCACUUUUCUUAUGAAAGACGUGCUAAGAUAAGGAGCUACGGGCAAGGUCACUCAAAGCUAACUGCUGGGGACAGGGUUCCUGGCUUAACACUAAUAACACAGAGUACAUGCACUGUGGAGUCACACUGCUGAUGUUCCCAUUUAUUGAUUGAUUCGUUCUCACUGAUGAGAACACUGUCUUUGCUUGGCAACUUCCUCUCCCAUUCUGGCUGCACUCAGUCACUUCUUAAGUGCUGUUAAUGAUGUUAUAUGUGUAUGCUCUAGAUAAUAAUGCAUUGAUAUCUGAUGAUCUCGUCUAUUCAUCCAAGUUGCACGGAGGUGUCAGGCGUCGUGUUAUAUGUGGUAAAGCAGAAGGAUUUUGUAUUACCUGGACCCUGUGUGAUCAACAUAGAAUAGACUGGUCAUUUUGGUGGUGGUGACUCCUUGUGUUGGGAGUGGUUGGAGGGUUUUAAAUCUCAAAGGUUUUAAUGCAGGUGGUUUUCCACAUACUGUCCAAAAAAAAAGAAAGAAUUGGUUGAAUCUGGAUGUACAGGUAAAAUUGUGAAUCUAAUUUCAAUAAUAAAUCAUAAAGGAGGAGUGUGUUUUUGUGAAUGCUAGAAAGCACCUAAGCAAAAGUACCUGAACUAUGUAAAAUGUAUCAACAGUGUCAACAUAUUUUUUCUAACACAUACUGUGCUCUUAUGGAAUCCUUUUUUAAAAAGUAUCCUAUUCUUUUUGGAGUUUGUCUGUGUGCGUGCGUGUGCGUCUGUACAUGUGCAUUCAUUUGUAUGAAUGAGUGUGCCCAUGUACACAAUCCUAGUUUCUGUUUUUGCAUGUGUAUACAGUUUUAGUUAGGUAGCUGCUCUUUAGUAUCAUAUAAAAUGUUUUUACAGUGUUUGCAAUUACUUAAUAAAUGUCCUGAAAAUA
This is a messenger RNA of Conger conger (European conger), 5979 nucleotides long. RefSeq names its product TBC1 domain family, member 13 (gene tbc1d13). The transcript has 12 exons. The record is from RefSeq and is a predicted model, not a curated record. Gene Ontology annotation, biological process: intracellular protein transport; activation of GTPase activity. Lineage: Eukaryota; Metazoa; Chordata; Actinopteri; Anguilliformes; Congridae. Bases 44 to 1246 code for a protein of 400 amino acids. Gene Ontology annotation, molecular function: GTPase activator activity.